Aureobasidium subglaciale EXF-2481 is the source of this 7471-nucleotide messenger RNA. RefSeq lists its product as uncharacterized. The coding region runs from base 250 to 7344 and encodes 2364 amino acids. NCBI's taxonomy places the organism in Eukaryota, Fungi, Ascomycota, Dothideomycetes, Dothideales, Saccotheciaceae. Gene Ontology annotation, molecular function: U2 snRNA binding; U6 snRNA binding; pre-mRNA intronic binding. Gene Ontology annotation, biological process: mRNA splicing, via spliceosome; spliceosomal tri-snRNP complex assembly. The transcript has 2 exons. The record is from RefSeq and is a predicted model, not a curated record. Gene Ontology annotation, cellular component: catalytic step 2 spliceosome; U5 snRNP.
CGACUUUUGCAUACUCAAGCAGUUUGAAGCCAUCGGCAUCACUGCGCGACGACCUGACACGACUGGCCCUCCCGUAUCGACGUGUCAUUGCGCGUGUAUCCUGUUGCUUUCUUACGGACACGCCUAUUCGAGUCCGCGGUCCUAACGAUAUCGCGAUUGGGGAAGCAGCACCAGCUGCCGUGAUUAGAUCACCACCCCCAUCGCUACGACCAUCUACCUCUUCGCCGAUAGACACAUAACAUCGUCAACAUGUCUGCACUACCGCCUCCUCCUCCAGGAUGGGACGCCCCUCCCCCGCCACCACCUCCUGGAGCAGCUCCUCCCGGCGCCCUCGCCCCUCCCCCGCCUGGCUACAAACCUCAAGCCGACCCUCAAAUCGCAAAGUUUGCCGACAAGAAGCAGAAAUGGUUGCGCAUGCAGAGACAGCGCUUUGGAGAAAAGAGACGUGGAGGCUUUGUCGAGACACAGAAGGCUGACAUGCCACCGGAGCAUUUGCGAAAGAUUGUCAAGGACAUUGGUGACGUCUCUCAGAAGAAGUUCAGUUCGGACAAGAGAAGCUACCUGGGUGCUCUCAAGUUCAUGCCUCAUGCUGUCUUGAAGCUUCUGGAGAACAUGCCCAUGCCCUGGGAGAGUGUGCGCGAAGUCAAGGUUCUUUACCACGUCAACGGAUGCUUGACAUUGGUCAACGAGAUCCCUCGUGUCAUCGAGCCAGUCUUCCAUGCACAAUGGGCUUCCAUGUGGGUCGCCAUGAGGAGAGAGAAGAGUGACAGAAGGCACUUCAAGCGUAUGCGCUUCCCUCCCUUCGAUGACGAGGAGCCGCCACUCUCAUGGUCCGAGAACAUCGAGGAUGUCGAGCCGCUCGAGCCCAUUCAGCUGGAACUGGACGAGGACGAUGAUGCCGCCAUCUACGAGUGGUUCUAUGACCCUCGCCCUCUCUUGGAUACAUCGCAUGUCAGCGGACCUGGAUACAAGAAGUGGAAUCUGUCACUACCGCAAAUGGCUGCUCUGCACCGUAUGAGCACUCCUUUGCUCAGCGAUUUGGUCGACAAGAACUACUUCCACCUCUUCGAUCUGCCUAGUUUCCAAACUGCAAAGGCCCUUAACGUUGCCAUUCCCGGUGGUCCCCGCUUCGAGCCCCUGUACAAGGACAUCGACCCGAACGACGAGGACUUUGGCGAAUUCAACGCCAUCGACCGUAUUAUUUUCCGUGCUCCUAUCAAGACCGAAUAUCGUGUCGACUUCCCUUUCCUUUACAAUUCUCUACCUCGUAGCGUGAAGCUCAGCACAUACUCACACCCUCAGACUGUUUACCAAAGGACGACAGACCCCAGUCUUCCUGCCUUCUAUUUCGACCCUGUCAUCAACCCUAUCUCUUCUAGAGCUGUCGCUCCCAAGAACUUGACCAUUAGCCAUGAGGAUGAGAUAUUCGGCCCUGGAAACAAUGAGGAUGAUGACUUCGAGAUGCCUGGUGAGAUCGAGCCAUUCAUGGCCGACGAGGAGCUCUACAACGACGAGACCGCUGCCGCAAUCCAGCUCUGGUGGGCACCGUACCCCUUCGAUCGUCGUUCAGGAAAGAUGGUCCGCGCCGAAGACGUCCCCCUCGUCAAGCAGUGGUACCUUGAGCACGUUCCUGGCGGUCAGCCUGUCAAGGUCCGAGUCUCUUACCAGAAGCUGUUGAAGAGUUACGUUCUCAACGAGUUGCACAAGAAGCCCCCGAAGGCUCAGAACAGGCAAAACUUGAUGAGCACUCUCAAGCAGACAAAGUUCUUCCAGCAGACCACCAUUGAUUGGGUUGAGGCAGGUCUUCAAGUCUGCAGACAGGGUUUCAACAUGCUCAACUUGUUGAUUCACCGCAAGAACUUGACUUACCUCCAUCUUGAUUACAACUUCAACUUGAAGCCCAUCAAGACCUUGACUACCAAGGAGCGCAAGAAGUCGCGCUUCGGUAACGCUUUCCAUUUGAUGCGUGAAAUCCUUCGCCUUACGAAGCUCAUCGUCGAUGCUCAGGUACAGUACAGACUAGGUAACAUUGAUGCCUUUCAGCUUGCCGAUGGUAUCUUGUAUGCUUUCAACCACGUUGGUCAGCUCACUGGUAUGUACCGUUACAAGUACAAGCUUAUGCACCAGAUUCGUACUUGCAAGGACUUGAAGCAUUUGAUCUACUACAGAUUCAACUCUGGACCUGUUGGUAAGGGUCCUGGUUGUGGUUUCUGGGCUCCCGCCUGGAGAGUCUGGCUCUUCUUCAUGAGAGGUAUCAUUCCCCUCCUUGAGCGCUGGUUGGGUAACCUUCUCUCGAGACAGUUCGAGGGUCGUCACAGCAAGGGUGUCGCGAAGACAGUCACCAAGCAGAGAGUCGAGUCUCACUUCGAUCUCGAGUUGCGUGCCUCGGUCAUGGCUGACUUGAUGGACAUGAUGCCCGAGGGUAUCAAGCAGAACAAGGUCAAUCUUGUCCUCUCACAUUUGUCAGAGGCAUGGAGAUGUUGGAAGUCCAACAUUCCUUGGAAGGUUCCUGGUCUCCCUGCACCUAUUGAGAACAUCAUUCUGCGUUACGUCAAGAGUAAGGCUGAUUGGUGGAUCUCUGUCGCCCACUACAACCGUGAGCGUAUCCGAAGAGGUGCUACUGUUGACAAGACUGUUGCCAAGAAGAACCUUGGUCGUCUUACUCGUCUGUGGUUGAAGGCUGAGCAGGAACGCCAGCACAACUACAUGAAGGAUGGUCCCUACGUCUCAUCCGAAGAAGCCGUCGCCAUCUAUACGACUACUGUCCACUGGCUCGAGUCAAGAAAGUUCCAGCCUAUCCCCUUUCCCAGUGUUUCUUACAAGCACGACACCAAGAUCCUCAUCUUGGCUCUCGAACGUCUUCGCGAGGCAUACUCGGUCAAGGGCCGUCUGAAUCAGAGUCAGCGUGAGGAGUUGGCACUCAUCGAGCAAGCCUACGACUCGCCCGGAACCACCCUCGCACGUAUCAAGCGUUUCUUGCUUACACAGCGUGCUUUCAAGGAGGUUGGUAUUGAUAUGAACGACAACUACUCGACCAUCAACCCUGUCUACGACAUCGAACCUAUCGAGAAGAUCACCGAUGCCUACCUUGAUCAAUACUUGUGGUACCAGGCUGAUCAGAGACAUCUCUUCCCUGCGUGGAUCAAGCCUUCAGAUUCUGAGGUGCCUCCGCUUCUUACCUACAAGUGGGCACAGGGUAUCAACAACCUCGACAAGGUCUGGGAGACUGCUGAUGGAGAGUGUAACGUCAUGAUCGAGACUCAACUUUCCAAGGUCUACGAGAAGAUCGACUUGACCCUGCUCAACCGCCUUCUUCGUCUGAUCAUGGACCACAACUUGGCAGAUUACAUCUCGUCCAAGAACAACGUCCAGCUCAACUACAAGGAUAUGAACCACACCAACAGUUACGGUAUGAUCCGUGGCCUCCAAUUCUCUGCAUUUGUCUUCCAGUACUACGGCUUGGUCAUUGAUCUGUUGUUGCUUGGUCUGCAACGCGCUAGUGAAUUGGCCGGACCCGUCAACGCUCCCAAUGAUUUCUUACAAUUCAGAGACCGUGCUGCCGAAACUAGACAUCCGAUCCGUCUCUACACAAGAUAUGUCGACAGAAUCUGGGUCUUCUUCCGUUUCACCGCAGACGAGUCUCGCGACCUGAUCCAACGUUUCUUGACCGAGCAGCCCGACCCGAACUUCGAGAAUGUCAUUGGCUACAAGAACAAGAAGUGCUGGCCCCGUGACUCUCGUAUGAGGCUGAUGCGCCACGAUGUCAACCUUGGUAGAGCCGUCUUCUGGGACAUGAAGAACCGUCUACCAAGAUCGGUCACUACGAUUGAAUGGGAUGACACCUUCGCCUCCGUAUACAGCAGAGACAACCCUAACUUGCUCUUCUCCAUGUGUGGUUUCGAAGUCCGCAUCUUGCCCAAGAUGCGCAACCAGAACGAAGAGUUCCCCACAAAGGACAGUGUCUGGUCUCUUGUCGAUAACUCUACCAAGGAGAGAACGGCUCAUGCCUUCCUGCAAGUCACCGAAGAGGAUAUUGCUAAGUUCAACAACCGUAUUCGACAAAUUUUGAUGUCUUCUGGAUCUACUACAUUCACGAAGAUCGCCAACAAGUGGAACACGGCAUUGAUUGCAUUGUUCACCUACUACCGUGAGGCUGCUGUCAGCACAGUCAGCUUGCUAGAUACCAUCGUCAAGUGUGAGACCAAGAUUCAGACUCGUGUUAAGAUUGGUCUCAACUCGAAGAUGCCCAGUCGUUUCCCACCUGCUGUCUUCUAUACCCCUAAGGAGCUUGGUGGUUUGGGUAUGAUUUCGGGUAGUCACAUCUUGAUCCCUGCCAGUGACAAGCGUUGGUCAAAGCAGACAGACACUGGUGUUACCCACUACCGUGCUGGUAUGUCUCACGAUGAAGAGACUCUCAUUCCCAACAUCUUCCGUUACAUCAUCCCAUGGGAGGCCGAGUUUGUCGACUCGCAGCGUGUCUGGACCGAAUACUCGCAAAAGCGCCUCGAGGCUCAGCAGCAAAACCGCCGUCUCACUCUCGAAGAUCUUGAGGACAGUUGGGACCGUGGUCUUCCUCGUAUCAACACACUCUUCCAGAAGGACAGAAGUACAUUGAGUUUCGACAAGGGCUUCCGAGCUCGCACUGAAUUCAAGAUCUACCAGCAGAUGAAGAGCAACCCCUUCUGGUGGACCUCCCAGCGUCACGAUGGUAAACUAUGGAAUUUGAAUGCAUACAGAACCGAUGUUAUCCAGGCUCUUGGUGGUGUCGAGACCAUUCUUGAGCACACUCUGUUCAAGGCAACUGCUUUCCCUUCCUGGGAAGGUCUCUUCUGGGAACGUGCCAGUGGUUUCGAGGAAUCCAUGAAGUUCAAGAAGUUGACAAACGCUCAACGUUCCGGUUUGAACCAAAUUCCUAACCGUCGCUUCACUUUGUGGUGGUCACCAACAAUCAACCGCGCCAACGUAUACGUCGGUUUCCAGGUCCAACUUGACUUGACUGGUAUUUUCUUGCACGGCAAGAUUCCCACUCUCAAGAUUUCGCUUAUUCAGAUCUUCCGUGCCCAUUUGUGGCAGAAGAUCCACGAAUCAGUGGUCAUGGAUUUGUGUCAGGUCUUCGAUCAAGAGCUUGAGGCUCUUGGCAUCGAGACUGUUCAGAAGGAGACCAUCCAUCCCAGAAAGAGUUACAAGAUGAACUCUUCUUGUGCUGAUAUCCUCCUGUUCGCCUCCCACAAGUGGAGUGUAAGCACACCCAGCUUGUUGUACGACACCAAGGACAACAUGGGUCAGACUACCACCAACAAGUUCUGGGUCGAUGUCCAGCUUCGUUACGGUGAUUACGAUUCUCAUGACAUUGAGCGUUAUGUCCGUGCCAAAUACCUCGACUACACCUCCGACAGCAUGAGUAUCUACCCAUCAGCCACUGGCUUGAUGAUUGGUAUCGACCUUGCUUACAAUUUGUACUCGGCAUACGGUCAAUACUUCCCUGGUCUCAAGCAGCUUGUACAACAGGCUAUGGCCAAGGUCAUGAAGGCUAACCCUGCUCUGUAUGUUCUUCGUGAGCGUAUUCGCAAGGGUCUUCAGCUCUACGCAUCUGAGAGUAACCAGGAGUUCCUCAACUCUCAGAACUACUCUGAGCUGUUCAGCAACCAGAUCCAGCUCUUCAUUGAUGACACUAACGUUUACCGUGUCACCAUUCACAAGACGUUCGAAGGUAAUUUGACCACCAAGCCCAUCAACGGUGCCAUUUUCAUCUUCAACCCUAGAACUGGUCAGUUGUUCUUGAAGAUCAUUCAUACCAGUGUCUGGGCAGGACAAAAGCGUCUUGGUCAAUUGGCGAAAUGGAAGACGGCAGAAGAAGUCGCCGCGCUGAUCCGUUCGUUGCCCGUUGAGGAACAGCCCAAGCAGCUGAUUGUUACCAGAAAGGGUCUGCUUGAUCCUCUCGAAGUUCACUUGCUUGACUUCCCCAACAUCUCGAUCCGCGCUUCUGAGCUGCAGCUACCUUUCCAGGCUGCGAUGAAGGUUGAGAAGCUUGGAGACAUGAUCUUGCGUGCUACUGAGCCGCAGAUGGUGCUCUUCAACUUGUAUGAUGAGUGGCUCAAGUCCAUCUCUUCUUACACCGCCUUCUCGCGUCUAAUCUUGAUCCUGCGUGCUCUUCACGUCAAUCAAGACAAGACUAAGCUGCUGCUUCGCCCCGACAAGACCGUCAUCACUCAAGAACAUCAUAUCUGGCCUACGCUGUCCGACGAUGACUGGAUCAAGGUUGAAACGCAACUCAGAGAUUUGAUUUUAAAUGACUACGGCAAGAAGAACAAUGUCAACGUCUCUUCUCUGACACAGAGUGAAGUCAGAGAUAUCAUUCUGGGUAUGGAGAUCAGUGCACCCAGUAUGCAGAGACAACAGGCUGCCGAAAUUGAGAAGCAGCAGGAAGAGCAGGCUCAGCUCACUGCUGUUACAACCAAGACGCAGAACGUGAACGGUGAAGACAUUGUCGUCACCACCACGUCUCAAUUCGAGCAGCAGACCUUCGCCUCCAAGACCGAGUGGAGAACACGUGCGAUCGCCACGUCCAACCUCCGCACUCGCGCCAACAACAUUUACAUCUCGUCUGAGGAUAUUCGCGAUGAUGAGGAGCACUUCACCUACAUCAUGCCUAAGAACAUCCUUAAGCGCUUCAUCACGAUUGCCGAUCUUCGUGUCCAAGUUGCCGGCUACCUCUACGGUACAUCGCCGCCGGACAACAAGCAGAUCAAGGAAGUCAAGGCCAUCGUCAUGGUGCCGCAAGUUGGUAACACUCGUGACAUCCAGCUUCCUCGCAACUUGCCCGAGAACGAUUAUCUCAACUCCCUUGAGCCUCUUGGAUGGAUCCACACCACCGCUGGUAACGAGACCAGCUACAUGACUGCACAAGACGUCACCCAGCACGCUCGCCUCAUGAACCAGCACGACACAUGGGACAAGAAGACUGUCACCAUGACCGUCUCCUUCACUCCUGGUUCCGUCUCGCUGUCAGCAUGGUCUCUCACGCCCUCAGGCUACACCUGGGGUGCUGAGAACAAGGACAUGUCCAGCGACCAGCCCUCCGGCUUCAACCCUGGCGCCGGCUUUGGUGAGAAGUCACAGCUUCUUCUCUCUGACCGUAUCAGAGGAAUGUUCUUCGUCCCUGAUGACGAGAGAUGGAACUGGUCGUUUAUGGGCUCAGGCUUCGGCGACAAGGAGAAGGGUCGUAUCUACGUCGAUGUCGGUGUGCCCAAGAGAUUCUACGAUGACGUGCACAGACCUGUUCACUUCCAGAACUUUGCCGAAUUGGAAGAUGUCUGGGUUGACAGAUCUGAUAACUUGGCUUAAGGAAACGAGGAGGCAAGGAGAAAAGGGAUGAAGCUUUACGGGUUCUGGGUGUUCUUUUUUUUUUCUCUCGGUAUUCUCAUAGGGAUGAAACACUAGCAUGGCGUUAUUGAUCUUGUAAUCAUGAAGA